AUGGACAAUGACGAACCUCUUGAGUCCAAGACAACAGAGGAGACUGAGACCCAGCCAGCACCACAGAGCAGUGAUGAAAUGCUCUACUGUGAAGCCGAAGUUCCCACGCCCGUCGAUAAGGAGAAAGCAGGCCGGGAGAAUUCAGAAACAGACCUCGAGAUCGAAGAUACCGAGAAACUGUUCACCACCGGACAAAAGGAGCUGUACACGGAGGCCUGCAAGCUGAUGGGCGUGGUGCCUGUCUCCUGCUUCCUCCGCAACAUGGAGGAGUCCUACAUGAACCUCAACCACCAUGGGCUGGGCCCCCACGGUACCAAGGCCAUUGCCAUAGCCCUGGUGUCCAACACGACUGUGAUCUCCCUGGAGGUGGCAGACAAUUGUAUCAUGGAGGAGGGCACCCUGAGCCUAGUGGAGAUGCUGCAAGAGAACUACUACCUCCAGGAGCUGAACAUUUCCGACAAUGCUCUUGGUUUGGAGGGGGCCAAAAUCAUCUCAGAGUUUCUCCAGAGAAACUCCUCUUCGCUCUUUAACCUUCAGCUGUCAGGAAAUAACUUCAAGGAUGACUCUGCAGAGCUGCUCUGCCAGGCCCUGUCGGCCAAUUACCGAAUUAAGGAAAUAGAUCUCAGUCACAACCAAUUCUCUGAUAAGGGAGGGGAGCUCUUGGGACACAUGCUGGCCCUCAAUGUAGGGCUCCUGUCACUGGACCUGAGCUGGAAUCAUCUCUGCUCACAGGCGGCCAUGGCCUUGAGCAAUGGCCUCAAAGCUAACAUCACCCUGAAAACACUGGAUCUCUCCAUGAAUGGCUUUGGGAACGAGGGGGCUGCGGCCCUAGCAGAGGUCCUCAGACUCAACAGCUGCCUGGCCUCCCUAGACAUCAGCAGCAAUGACAUCAGCACUGAAGGGGUCUCCAAAAUCAGCAAAGGACUGGAGUUCAAUGAGAGCCUCAAAGUUCUGAAGCUUUUCCUGAACCCUAUAAGCAUAGACGGGGCUACUUUACUUAUCUUGUCCAUCAAGAAGAACCCCAAAUCCAAGAUGGAAAACCUUGACAUUUCCAACGUGAUGGUGUCCGAGCAGUUCGUGAAAACGUUGGAUGGGGUGUAUGCCGUCCACCCCCAGCUGGACGUGGUCUACAAGUCAAUACAAGGCCUCUCGGUCAAGAAGACCAUCCUCCAGUGGACAAACCCCAUGAAACUGAUCCAGAGCUAUGCGGACCAGAAGGAAAUCACCAUCCUGGACUUCUUCAAGAGCUUGAGUGCUACUGGGGCGAUGAAGAUGUCUGCGGGCGAGUUCUGGAAAGCCAUGACAAAGCAAAACCAGGUCCCCCUAAACCGGUCGCAGCUCAGGGAGCUGACAAAGCGGCUGGAAGACAGCACCGGCAUGGUGGACUUCAGCAGCUCCUUGCCCCACCCCGAAGCUGCCCCGCUGCCCACCCUGCUGUCUCCCACCGGCUCACUCCGCCAGCUUCAGCCUCAACCGCACACGCUGGCUGCGGCCACAUUCCGGGACAAGUGCCCACAGUAG
Messenger RNA from Molossus molossus (Pallas's mastiff bat), 1521 nucleotides. It is a transcript of the gene LRRC74A, whose product is annotated as leucine rich repeat containing 74A. NCBI's taxonomy places the organism in Eukaryota, Metazoa, Chordata, Mammalia, Chiroptera, Molossidae. The record is from RefSeq and is a predicted model, not a curated record. The transcript has 14 exons. Gene Ontology annotation, molecular function: protein binding. The coding region runs from base 1 to 1521 and encodes 506 amino acids.